AGUGAAAGGAUUCGGGGAAAUGGGCGGAGCUGUUCGCAUUAAAUGUGCUGCUCUCAAAGCGCCUGGCAGUUCAUUCUGACAUUAGAACGAGCUGAACGCAAGCGUACAGAGUUUCUGUCUCGCGCUGUGGAACUCUCUAUGGAGAUAAUAACGGUGGAAUAAAUCAAUGGGAGUUCAAAAAAACCUGAUUUUGGAAGCGGCGACGAGAGUAUGUCCAAGGCAAAGUUGUACUGACUGCUCUUGGAUUGAAUAUUCGCUAAAACGACAGAUGAGUCUCAUCUAGAUGACCUUCCUGUGGUACGGUAUGGAAGACCACACUGGUUGGUCUUUCCUGUAGGAUGGUGGCACACAGUUCAGUGGAAGGGAAUCAAGGCACAGAAGAACCCCAAGCGAGGACAGAAGCCUCCCCAGAGGUCUCCCAGUCUCAAAGGUCCAGGCCCAGUCAACAGGCAGCGGUUAUCCAGACACAUUUCAAGCCCUUCAACUAUGCCAGAGACUUCAAGACCAUUGCAAAGACCACCUCAAUGCUAGAGGAGAGUGGCUUCUAUUGGGGUCCCAUGACUGUGGAGGAAGCACAUCAGAAGCUGAAAAAAGAGCCAGUCGGAACUUUCCUGAUCCGGGACAGUUGUCAGAGCGACGUAUUCUUUACACUGAGUUACACAACACAGAAGGGUCCCGUCAGCGUCCGGAUUAUCUUCAAGAAUUCCAAAUUCAGUCUGACUGGCAGCAAGCAAUUUUUUGACUGUAUUUUCAAACUGCUGGAGCAUUACAUCAGUUCCCCGAAGAAGGGUCCUGUCAGGCCCUACAGGAAAGAACCGGUGGAGUCUCUGCAGCAGCUGUGCCGCAGACGGAUUAUCGAAACAUGCGGUGGAAAAGACAUCGACCGCAUCCCUGUGCACCCGAUCCUCAAAGACUUCCUCCAUGCCUUCCCUCAUCCGCUAUGAAGACCGGACUCAUUGCAUUAAAGCGCUGCUGGAAUAUUCUGGAGAUACUUGAUGAACUCCUCGUGGUCCUGCUCUGUUUUAGGACGCAGGAAUCAUACUGUAGCACAUUCUGGAAUAUCAGUCUUGAACACUGCACAAUGAAAGUUUACAUUGUUUGUGAAUGUUUACACUAUAUGGGAAUAUUGUGUUCCUUUAAAUCUAUUUCUGCUAUGCAGACAGAUAUAUUUCAAGAUAGUAGUUUUUAUAAAAAUAAUAAAUAUAUUUGUAAACAACUUAAAA
Carassius carassius (crucian carp) is the source of this 1223-nucleotide messenger RNA. RefSeq names its product suppressor of cytokine signaling 1-like. Lineage: Eukaryota; Metazoa; Chordata; Actinopteri; Cypriniformes; Cyprinidae. The transcript has 2 exons. The coding region runs from base 339 to 944 and encodes 201 amino acids. Gene Ontology annotation, molecular function: 1-phosphatidylinositol-3-kinase regulator activity. The record is from RefSeq and is a predicted model, not a curated record. Gene Ontology annotation, biological process: phosphatidylinositol phosphate biosynthetic process; intracellular signal transduction. Gene Ontology annotation, cellular component: phosphatidylinositol 3-kinase complex.